GUUACCGAGACAAAAUUUACAAGAAAAAAAGACCUUAAACCAUUUUUUGUUACUAAUGCAUUAUGCAUAGAGUGGCGAAACACAGUGUAAAUCGCAUUUGUUUGCUUACGCAGAGCCGUUAUUUCCUUUCCCAACUUCGCCACACACACAACAAUCUUCACUCUUCUUCAUCAAUGGACUCAAUCAAGAAAGACCAAGCUACACCCGUACCUGAAGACCCAGAGAAGAAGAAGAAAAAGGAAGAAAAGGCAAGAGAGAAGCAAUUGAAGCUUGAGAAGUUUCUUCAGAAGAAAGCUCAGCAACAACAAGCUCAACAAUCAUCCACUGCUGCUAAAAAGAGUGAAAAGAAAACUGUGAAGCGUGUCCCAGAGGAUGAAAAUCCUGCGGAUUACAUUGAUCCUGAGACUCCAUUGGGUGAUAAGAAACAAAUGUCCAGGCAAUUGGCAAAACAGUAUAAUCCAACUGCCGUGGAGAAAUCGUGGUACGAGUGGUGGGAGAAAUCAAAGUAUUUUGUGGCAGAUGCUAGCAGCACAAAACCACCUUUUGUUAUUGUUUUGCCUCCACCAAACGUGACAGGUGCUCUCCAUAUAGGUCAUGCUCUAACCGCUGCAAUAGAGGAUACGAUGAUUCGUUGGCGAAGAAUGUCUGGCUACAAUACUCUGUGGGUGCCUGGGAUGGAUCAUGCGGGAAUUGCUACACAGGUGGUUGUGGAGAAAAAGAUAAUGCGUGAAAAGCAACUAACCAGGCAUGAUUUGGGCCGUGAAAAAUUUAUCUCAGAGGUUUGGGAAUGGAAAAACAAGUACGGGGGCACAAUUUUGCAACAAUUACGCCGAUUAGGAGCAUCUCUGGAUUGGUCUCGUGAGUGCUUCACAAUGGAUGACAAAAGAUCUAAGGCUGUGACUGAUGCUUUUGUGAUUCUUUACAAGCAAGGCCUUGUCUAUAGGGACUUACGGUUAGUAAAUUGGGAUUGUGUGUUACGAACAGCAAUAUCUGAUAUUGAGGUGGAUUAUAUUGAUAUAAAAGAAAGGACCCUGCUAAAGGUUCCAGGAUACGACAAACCUGUUGAAUUUGGCGUUUUAACAAAAUUUGCUUACACACUGGAAGGGAACCUAGGUGAAAUUGUUGUUGCCACAACUAGGAUAGAAACUAUGCUUGGCGACACUGCAAUUGCCGUACAUCCUACUGAUGACCGAUACAGUCAAUUUCAUGGAAAAUAUGCUGUUCACCCAUUUAAUGGCAGAAAACUUCCUAUAAUCUGUGAUGCUAUUCUUGUUGAUCCAAAGUUUGGGACAGGUGCUGUUAAGAUUACACCAGCCCAUGAUCCUAAUGAUUUUGAGGUUGGAAAACGUCACAACCUUGAAUUUAUUAAUGUUUUCACUGACGAUGGGAAAAUAAAUUCCAAUGGUGGCUCUGAAUUUUUGAACAUGCCACGAUUUAAAGCCCGGGAAGCAAUAACUGAAGCAUUAAAAAAGAAGGAUCUUUAUAGAGGUUCUGAAAACAAUGAGAUGCGCCUUGGUGUAUGUUCAAGAAGCAAUGAUGUUAUAGAGCCCAUGAUAAAGCCACAGUGGUAUGUUAAUUGCAGUGAUAUCGCAAAGGAAGCUCUUCAUGCUGUCACAGAUGAGGAAAACAAAAGGGUAGAGAUUAUUCCAAAACAAUAUGUGGCUGAUUGGAAGAGAUGGCUUGAAAACAUACGUGAUUGGUGCAUUUCACGGCAGCUAUGGUGGGGUCACCAAAUUCCUGCAUGGUAUGUCACUUUAGAGGAUGAUAUACUGCAGGAAUUGGGUGCUUACAAUGACCAUUGGGUAGUGGCAAGAACUGAAGAGGAAGCCCGAGAUGAGGCUAACCAAAGGUAUAGUGGAAAGAAGUUUCAUUUAAGCCGGGACCCCGAUGUUCUUGAUACAUGGUUUUCUUCUGGUCUGUUCCCAUUAACUGUGCUGGGAUGGCCUGAUGACACAGAAGACCUGAAGGCAUUCUAUCCGACUUCUGUUUUGGAAACUGGCCAUGAUAUCCUCUUUUUCUGGGUUGCUCGUAUGGUGAUGUUAGGAAUGAAGUUGGGUGGUGAUGUGCCUUUUAGCAAGAUUUAUUUGCACCCUAUGAUUCGUGAUGCACAUGGGCGCAAGAUGUCCAAGUCUUUGGGGAAUGUUAUUGAUCCCAUUGAGGUGAUAAAUGGUAUAUCACUAGAAGGUCUACAUAAGAGGUUAGAAGGAGGUAACCUUGACCCUAAAGAACUAGCUGUUGCAAUAGAGGGUCAGAAGAAGGACUUUCCAAAUGGUAUUGAAGAAUGUGGUGCUGAUGCCCUCCGUUUUGCCCUGGUCUCAUACACAGCUCAGUCUGACAAAAUUAACCUAGAUAUUCAAAGGGUGGUUGGGUAUCGACAAUGGUGUAAUAAACUAUGGAAUGCAGUACGAUUUGCUAUGAGCAAGCUCGGAGAUAAUUAUACCCCUCCUGCAGAUUUGACUCCAGAUGCUCUCCCAUUUAGCUGCCAGUGGAUACUAUCUGUGUUGAAUAAAACCAUAUCGAAAACAUCCAAGUCUCUAGAAUCAUAUGAGUUCUCGCAAGCUACCACUGCUGUGUAUUCUUGGUGGCAGUAUCAAUUGUGUGAUGUGUUCAUUGAAGUGAUCAAGCCUUACUUUUCUGGCAAUGAUACCAAGUUUGAUUCCGAAAGACACGCUGCUCAAUAUACUUUAUGGCUUUGUCUGGACAAUGGCCUGCGAUUGCUUCAUCCUUUUAUGCCUUUUGUCACAGAAGAAUUGUGGCAACGCCUUCCUUCUCCCAAUGAUUCUAAGAGAGAAGAAUCUAUCAUGAUAGCUGAUUAUCCGUCAGCUAUUGAGAGCUGGAAUAAUGAAGAGGUGGAGAGUGAGAUGGACGUCAUUGAGUCUACCGUUAAGUCUCUCAGGUCACUGGCAAAAGAGAGACGUGACAGGCGACCGGCUUUUGUUCUUUGCCAAACGCCGAAGCUUGAAAAGAUUAUUAACAGCCAUCAAUUGGAGAUUACUACACUAGCUAAUCUAUCCUCUUUAACCGUAUUCACUGACAUUGAAGCGGCUCCACCUGGAUAUGCCAAUACUGUCGUCAUUAAAAACCUUUCUGUUUAUUUGGAGCUUCAAGGAAUUAAUUCUGCAGAAGCGGAACUUGCAAAGGCGAAGAAGAUAGACGAUCUGAAAAACCAAAUAGACAGAUUAGAGAAGACUAUGAAUGGUCCAGGUUAUGAAAAGGUACCGCAAGAAGUUCGAUCCAAGCAUGCUGAGAGGCUAGAAUCCUUAAUCUCUAGUCUCAAAGUGCUCCAACUUGAUUGAUGAUUAAUUUUUCCUUGCACGAGGCAGAAAGUUCCAUCAGUAGUCUGAAGUUUCACUUGCAGUUUGAACUUCAAAUUUUUAUGGCCAGAUUUUUUGCUCUUACACUAAACCUUUAUUUAGUAAAUGCAAAUUUUGGUAAUUUAAUGUCAUGACAUUUGGGCAAUUUGUGUUCACCCUUAAAGUCGAGAUUACAGCUUAUGUAACAAUUUUAAGAUAGAAAAUACUUGUGCUGAUAAAUUGACAAAUUUUUUGGUGUCUUCUAA
This is a messenger RNA of Trifolium pratense (red clover), 3559 nucleotides long. Its product is annotated as valine--tRNA ligase, mitochondrial 1-like. Gene Ontology annotation, molecular function: valine-tRNA ligase activity; aminoacyl-tRNA deacylase activity; ATP binding. Gene Ontology annotation, biological process: valyl-tRNA aminoacylation. Gene Ontology annotation, cellular component: cytosol. The coding region runs from base 63 to 3296 and encodes 1077 amino acids. The transcript has 21 exons. Lineage: Eukaryota; Viridiplantae; Streptophyta; Magnoliopsida; Fabales; Fabaceae. The record is from RefSeq and is a predicted model, not a curated record.